This is a messenger RNA of Paraphaeosphaeria sporulosa, 801 nucleotides long. RefSeq lists its product as uncharacterized. NCBI's taxonomy places the organism in Eukaryota, Fungi, Ascomycota, Dothideomycetes, Pleosporales, Didymosphaeriaceae. The annotation marks the transcript as partial. The transcript is spliced from 5 exons. The record is from RefSeq and is a predicted model, not a curated record.
AAGGGUUCCCAAAUCCUUACCAUAAUCAUUGUCUUUCCUACUUUGGCUCUUUUGAUCGUGGGAUUUAGAUUGUACACACGGUGUGUGGUAGUGCGCAAUCCAUCGUACGAGGACUUGGCCAUUGUAUUAGCAUUGAUCUUUAGUAUUGCUACAUCAAUAUGUCAAGGCUACCAGGUCAAGUAUGGCAUGGGCAGGCACAUCCAAGCUUUAACUUUGGAGGAUGGUAUCAAAUCCUUAAAGGCCCUCUUCGCCAGCAUAAUGAUGUACAACUUUGGCUUGACGUUUACCAAAGCCUCGAUCGUACUACAGUACAUGCGCAUCUCCAUCGAUCAAAACGUACGCAACGCCUGCUGGGUAGCGAUGGGUGUCGUUGUUGCCUUGUGUGUUGAGGCCUUCUUCGCCAACGUAUUCGCUUGCUCUCCGGUACCUAAGUUCUGGGAUGAUCGCAUCCCAGGCAGGUGCAUCAACAAGACAGCUAUGUAUUAUGCCAACGCUGCCAUCAGUGUUGUCACAGACGUUGCGCUUGUCAUACUUCCUAUCUUUAUAAUAAGGAAGCUGCAGCUGCGCAGACGGGAGAAGUACACGCUGGCGUUCAUCCUUGGGUUGGGAGGCUUUGCCAGUAUAGCCUCUCUCCUACGCAUUCACACCCUACAGAAGCUCGAAACCACCACGGACAUCUCGUGGGACAAUCCAGGCACAGCGACAUGGUCCGUUAUCGAGAUGAACCUAGGCAUCAUCUGCGCAUCAUUACCUACUCUUCGCGCAUUCGUCAUCCAGCAUUUCCCACGGGUGUUCCGAUCG